This is a messenger RNA of Salvia hispanica, 1124 nucleotides long. NCBI's taxonomy places the organism in Eukaryota, Viridiplantae, Streptophyta, Magnoliopsida, Lamiales, Lamiaceae. The record is from RefSeq and is a predicted model, not a curated record.
AUGGCGAUAGUGCAACGGAGCCGACUUGAAGAAGAGUACCUAGUAAAUUCUUUGUUGAUAGUUGAUCGAAUUAGCAUGCUUCUAAAUGAAAUAUUAGAUAUAAUAUUGUCUUUAUUGAGCUUAAAAGAAGUUAUUGCGACUAGCGUACUUAGUUCUCGAUGGAGAAGAGCGUUACUCAUUCCCAUACAAACAAAUUUCCCCGACAAUCUGAAGCUGCUGAAGAAACUCAGUUUGCAUUCAGUGGAUGUUGUUAACACCUCAACAGAGUUCAAAUGCCUAGAAAUCAGCCAGUGUAGGAGCCUCACAUCAGUCGCGGUUCUUGAAUCGGAGGUUGCCUGCAUCAAGUACGGUGGUGCGGGUAAUCCACAUUGUGUUUUCAUGCCUGUCCAUGUUCCUCUCCUUACUGAGCUCUGGAUUCAAGCGGCACCACGUUUGGAUUCUUUUAAAGAUAUCAAAAAAGUUUUAGACAUGUUUGGAUUAUUGCUUCCACAACUACACAAGCUCAAGAUAUACGCCACAUCCAGAAUUAGCUAUGGGGACAAUAUAGGGAAGAUCAUGCCUAAUCUUAAGGAAUUGGUGGUGGUUCUUGGCUGUGAUUACUGUGAAAAGUGUUCAAUCCUGCCAUGGUUAAGUGUGGCACCUGCACUUCUCUUGCAGAGAUUUGUGAUAGAGGCAUCACACCAAGAGACAAGCAAAAAGUGUAGUAACCUAUGUAAUUGUAACUGGCCUGAUGGUUGGAUUGGUAAUGUUUGGCUUUGGGAGAGAGAUGACAGAAUAUGUAGGGCUUUUCCUCACAUCGAGGAGGUUGAGUUUGUUGGUUAUCGUGGUGUGUUUAAUCAUCUUCAAGUAAUUACACAAUUUAUCAAAUACGAUGGUGCAUUAGAAAAAAUAAUUAUCAAUCCACUAUCAUUCAAGCUUAGCAGCUGUAUGCCAUGGGAUCUCAUAUCUCGAAACAACGUGAAGAAUGAAAUAUCUGCAAGGAAUCAUGCAAAGGACCAACUUAAAGACUCUACCAUUAAUGUUAACAUCCUUUAGACUAAGAUUCGUAAUUUUCAUUUGAUCAAACUUAUAUCCAGAUUUUAACACUAGAUUAUUAUUAAAUUAUCAUACGACUUUAUUUUUUA